AUGAACAUUCGAGGGGCGGCUGGUGGGGGUGGCAGCGGCGACAGUUCCGGUUCACCUUCCGAUGCCGGAUACUCGGCCGCCUUGGUAGACGUUGGACGGAAAAUGUUGGCAAUGGAUGGACUGCGGCUGCGGCCGAUCAGGACCACAGGGCCGUCGCCGGUCGCGCACAACGGACGCUACUGGACGCCGGACAGACGUAGGGAGAACGCGGAAACGGUCAGGUACAUCCGGUGUCUGGUGCAGACUUGUGAGGCCAUCAAGCCGUGGACCGCGACUGGUUACCAAACGUCUUCGGCACCGCAGACCCGAACCAAGGUAACGAUGGACCAGUUGCCGAGGAUAAUGCAAAAGGUACUCGGAAACAAGAUCCGGAGCAACAGGGACCACAAGUUCGUCAACUACUGGACGCCCAGCGAUUUUGUCAAAAACUGUUUGUUUUGGCACAACUUCUACAGGCAUUUUCAUAGGUCGACAGAGUUGGUAUUGAGUCCACACUUAUGCGAAGAAGCGCAGAAUUGGGCUAAUCAUUUGGCUCACACGGAGACGUUCGCUUAUCAGAACAAAAUCAAUUACGGACAAAAUCUGUUUUGCAGAAAACCGACGAACACCGAAAUCGAAGGAAAGGACGUGGUCCGAGAAUGGUAUUCGUCUUCGAGAGUUUACAAGCCGAGAAAAAAUCCGAAAAUGUACUCGGCCAACAUAAAUUCGGGUCCUUUCACGCAGCUCGUGUGGGCGAACACAAAAGAGUUGGGCGUCGGAAAAGCGUGCAGCCGGUCUGGUCGGAUAAUCGUCGUGGCCAAUUACCUGCCGAAAGGAAACGUCAACGGACAGUACGCCAAUAACGUGCACAUGAACCAAUACUUUUUGCCGGCCAAUAAGAAGAAAUUAGAAUUCAUCACCAGACAGGGAGAAUAG
Molecule: messenger RNA, 915 nt
Organism: Macrosiphum euphorbiae (potato aphid)
Lineage: Eukaryota; Metazoa; Arthropoda; Insecta; Hemiptera; Aphididae
Source: the annotation of a GenBank genome assembly